Molecule: messenger RNA, 3183 nt
Organism: Telopea speciosissima
Lineage: Eukaryota; Viridiplantae; Streptophyta; Magnoliopsida; Proteales; Proteaceae
Exons: 7
Coding region: 355-3048 (897 amino acids)
Molecular function (GO): DNA binding; protein dimerization activity
Source: RefSeq, a predicted model, not a curated record
UACGAAACCUCAAACUUUGAUUAUGAUCGUUGACGGGAGGCGAUAAGCGCACCGUCCCGUUCUAGGGUUUCUACAGUCUUCUUUCCGAAACUCUGCGCCUCCGCGAACAAUCGGCUUUCAUCCGAGACGAUUUCUGCCGACGAUUAACUCCGAAACCAACACCGACAUGCUUCAGAUCGUAGAAUUCAAGAUCUCGUGACGGGAAUUGAUCGAAUUUACUGGAUCUACUACUGUUCCCGAUCAAGGAACCGGCGUUUCGGGUUCUUAUAUUUGUACCGGAAGAGGGCUUUUACGACAUUGCAGAUUUUUGGAUUGAAAAGUGUAUACAGGGAUUGGGAAAUUUUGCUUAACUAGAUGCCACGUGCCAGAGACAUAGGAUGGCAACAUGGGACAAUGGUUGGGGGACAUAGGCACCAUGUUCAAUGUAAUUAUUGCCAUAGGAGCAUGAUUGGAGGUGUUACUCGCUUCAAAAAACACUUAGCAAAUAGAAGGGGUGAAAUUAGGGGUUGUGAGGCUGUGCCAAAAGAAGUAAGAGAUCUCAUUAGAAAGCACUUAGGCCCAGGAAUGAUGCAAACAUCACAAAAGAAGCAAAAGAAGAUAGGUACUGAAGUUUUGAAUGCGCUAUCGUCUGAAGAUAAGGAUACAGUGUCAAAUGAGUCUGAUCGAGAGAUGGCAGCUGCUAGACUGGAGAGUUUGCGUUCCUUGCAUGAAGCAGAAGAAGCAUGCCAGUCAAUGAAAAAUGCUGUGCCAAUCCAAUCAGAACAUCAACAGCUCAUGGUGGGGACUCGGGAGUUCUUUGAUGCUUUCUCAACUGUACAAAGCAAGGAAGAGCAAGGACUGGCACCUCCUAGAGCCACUGAUCUUGGGUGGGCCCAUGGAGUGAUGGUGAAUGGAGACCGGCAAAAGAUUAAGUGCAGAUAUUGUCAUAAGAUGAUCCUUGGGGGUGGAAUUUCCAGGUUGAAGCAACAUUUAGCGGGGGAGAGGGGAAACAUAGCUCCAUGUGAAAAAGUGCCUGAUGAUGUUAAAGCGCAAAUGCAACAACAUUUAGGUUUUAAAGUUUUGGAAAGACUAAAGAAGCAGAAAGAAUUGGAAACUAUCAAAAAUCCUUUGGCUCCCUACGUACAAGGUAAGGAAGAAGGAAAUAGUGAUGAUAUGCAAAAGAGUCCAAGCACAUUUUGUACACUAGGAAGUAGUGGAAUAAAAAAAGGAAAAGAAGGCGAUGAAGAGACCUCUGGUAGAAGAAAGAGACACAGGAAGCCAUUUAUUCCAACUGUUACAGCAAUUUCUCAAUUUCCAAUGCUCCAAAACUUUGCUUCGCAAGAAAGUAUAGACCAAGCAGAUAUGGCUGUUGCAAAUUUCAUGUAUGAUGCUGGUUUACCAUUCAGUGCAGCAAACUCUAUAUAUUUCCAACAGAUGGCUGAUGCCAUUGCUGCUGUAGGCCCUGGAUAUAAAAUUCCUUCUUAUCAUUCUUUGAGGGGUAACUUGUUAAACAAAAGCAUCCAAGAAGUAGGAGAACUAUGCCAAGAACUUAAAAAGUCUUGGGAGGUUACUGGGUGUACAGUCAUGGCUGAUAGGUUGCUGGAUAGAACUGGUCAUAUGGUUAUAAAUUUUUUUGUCUAUUGUCCUAAGGGUACGAUGUUUCUUAAAUCUAUUGAUGCAUCAGAUACCACACAUUCUUCUGAGGAACUUCUUGAUCUCUUUGAUGGUAUUGUUCAAGAGGUGGGCCUGAAGAAUAUUGUACAAUUUUUGACAGAUACUACACCUAACUUUAAAGCUGCAGGGAAAAUGUUAAUGAACAAAUACAAGACCUUUUUCUGGAGUGCCAGUGCAGCACAUUGUAUUGAUUUAAUGCUGGAGGAAUUGGGAAAAAUGGAAGAGGUGAAAGAGGCUCUGCUGAAGGCCAAAAGAAUAAGUCAGUUCAUAUAUAACCAUGCAUGGGUCCUAAAUUUGAUGAGGAAGAAGACAGGUGGAAAAGAUAUUGUGAAACCGGCCAUUACAAGAUUUGCGACCCACUUCUUUGCACUGCAAAGCAUGGCAUCUUUGAAAGAUCCUCUUCAUCAGAUGUUUACUGGUAGCACUUGGAUGCAGUCAGCUUUCUCUAAACAAAGAGCAGGGCUGGAGGUUACAGAAAUUGUAGUGGAUCCCGGAUUCUGGUCAGUUUGUGCCAAAAUUUUGAAGGUCACAAAACCCCUUUUGGCUGUCUUAAGCUUAGCUGAUAGUGAAGAGAGGCCUUCUAUGGGUUAUAUAUAUGAUGCAAUGGGAAAGGCAAAGAAAAGCAUUAUUGUGGCAUUCAACAACAAGGAAUCUGACUAUUUUCCAUACUUGAAGAUUGUUGAUCGUAUUUGGGAAGAAGAACUCCAUAGUCCCCUCCAUGCUGCUGCAUGCUAUCUAAACCCAUCUGUAUUUUAUAAUCCUAGCUUCUGCACUAACAAAGUGAUACAAAAGGGCUUACUCGAUUGCAUUGAGACCCUAGAGCCUAACCUAACUGCCCAAGAUAUGAUUACGAGACAAGUAACAUUUUAUGAGGAUGCUGUUGGGGAUUUCAGCCGACCUGUGGCACUUAGAGGUCGAGAGUCAUUAUCCCCUGCUACAUGGUGGUCCCUGUAUGCAGCAGACUGUCCAGAUCUUCAACGCUUCGCUGUAAGGAUCUUAAGUCAAACAUGUAGUGGAACCCGUGGUGGGAGGAAAUGGUGGAUAUCUGAACAUAUACAUUCAAAGAAAAAGAAUCGGUUGGAGCAGGAGAGGUUCAAUGACCUUGUCUUUGUUCAUUAUAACCUUCACCUUCAGGAGAGGCAAUCAGCACUAACUAAAUCAUCCGUAAGCUGUGCUUAUGAUCCAUUAUGCCUGGAGGCAAUGGGUGACGAUGCUGGAGAAUGGGUUGAGGAUCCUGGAGUCCUUGAGGGAGAGGAGCUCAGUUGGAUGGAUGUAGCAGUACCCGUUGAUGCACUUCUGAGUUCGAAGGCAAGGAAUAGUACAGAUAAUAAUGAUAGUUUAGAUGAUAGAGACAGCGAUGACUUUAAAAGUAAUGAUGAAACUGAUGAUCUGUGAGGUAUUUUUAACUUGUUUGAGUGUACCAAAUUGGUGCAAGUGGAAAAAUGCAACUGAAGUUAUUGUCUGUUGUAAGCUUGAUUUUGUUCAUGUUGACAGUUUUCUAUGAACUGGCAGUCAUAGGUCUGUAUUAUA